Bacidia gigantensis is the source of this 3411-nucleotide messenger RNA. RefSeq lists its product as uncharacterized. The record is from RefSeq and is a predicted model, not a curated record. Bases 1 to 3411 code for a protein of 1136 amino acids. Lineage: Eukaryota; Fungi; Ascomycota; Lecanoromycetes; Lecanorales; Ramalinaceae. Gene Ontology annotation, molecular function: protein binding. The transcript has 4 exons.
AUGGCAUACUCAAACAAUCAUCACAGGGGCAACUGGGCUCCUGGAUACAACGAAGGGUUUCAUCCGUAUAGCGCCUCGAGAGGCUCAGGACACAGGUAUGAUCAGAGAGGUUAUGGCCGAGGUCAUCCGCGCGAAGGCACAGGCAAACCACCACAGUAUAGUGCGCAGUAUAGUGAUACAUACGGACCUCAGAAUGAGUAUGCCGGGUACGAUCAGAAUCCAUGGUACGAUGAUGCAAAUUCCUCUGGUGGGAAUUACGAAGCGCAUGAUGACGGCCGCUGGAGAAGCCAAGACGAGGUGGAAUAUCCUGCCCAGUCUCGCCAGAAACCAAUUUGGUCACAUGAGGAAAGGACGCAGACUACGAAUGGGUGGAGACAACCGGAAAUAAGACCUACAGCCUCUAUAAACGUUGUUUCUCAACAGGAUGGCUUUUACAAUCAAUCCUUUCAAUAUUCUCAAAGUUCUGCGCCGGAGAGCAGAGGUGGAAAAGUCCAAGGUUUCCCAAAAGUACCGCAAGUUCGACAACCUGAUGGUGGCUACGAGGAAUAUCAGAAUCGCGUAAGACCCGGGCAUGUCACUCACGACACGCAAAGCCAGGCACAGGCUCAGAACAUGCACUUGAAUGUGGAAGCAGACACCCUCCCUAGGUACUUGAAUGGGGGCUCGAACCAUUCUCACAACGAAGGACAUGAUGAUCUGUAUGACGGGCGUCAUCAUGAUGUUGACAGUCAUGUAAAAUCGUCAGCUACACGACAAAGAGGUCUACAGACAAGAUCUAACGACCGCGGCGCCAGCUUUCCACGACGAGAUGCGAGCCGAAUGCCAGAAGACAAGAAAUCGCCAGAGACCCUUUCUUGGGAUAAUCCUUUCCCUAAUUUUCCUAGUAAAUCAUCGACUAAUCAAGGCGAGCUCAGCAACGGGCGCUCGCUUGCAAGAAACGCCGGUUCAGAAGAUCAGAGCGCGAUGAAUAGAAAUCAAGAUGGAUUGAGACCAUCGCCAGGCGCAAACAUGUCACCACCCAAUAGCUACGAGCGGAGUAGAGCCAUGCCGUCAGCUUUGUCAGAGGCCGUCCCAGAGUCUGGUUUGAUACUUGCCGAUGACUCUACAACAUGGCAAGAACCUGGCGCUGUUUCUGGCUAUUACGGUCCCCAGGAUCACCACAAUCUACCGGAUAGAACCGUUCCCAAUGUUGCAAGGCCACGCGCACCUUCCAGAUCCCAAUCUGAUGGUCUGUACAAUGGAAAUAUGAACAGGGUCAGGCGCGUGGAGACCCACAGUCCAAACCAGGAUCGCAUUCCUCAGGCCAGUCAGGGCGUAAUCCAAGACACCUAUCAAGAUGAACUACCAAAGGCACACGUACCUUAUCAGCAGAAUCAACAUCGACCGAGACCCUCUCCCAUUGACGAAGAUCUACCUAACUUUGAAGCCGUGUCAGAAAGAGGAGUUCAGCAGCCAACAGUCAAUCCUGACGAGCACUUUCACUCAUCGAGAAGACUAGAACAGCCACCUUUUAUGUCAGCUCAUGAGAUUUCGCACCGUCCUUAUAAACAAGGUGGCUUCCAGCAAGAACAGUAUCCUUCUCGUAGCAGAUCUCAACCCGAUUUUAUGGAAGGACCGCCAUUAGGAAGGCGAAAUCGUGAUUUGAACUCUCCGUUGGAAGGGCAGCCCGACAGAAGACCUGCAACAAGCGCCUCAUCACGAAAUGAGCUUGCAGGAGAUUUUCGUCCUCCCCCAGGUCAUUCGGGCCGUGGAUCGCCAGGGACAUUUGCACCAGCACCAGGCCCCGCAACAGGCCCAGCAUUUGGCUAUGAUCGACGUCCACCGCUAAAGGCUUUAGAGCCGCAGCGUCCAAAUUAUGGUGCGUCGCAGCCUGAUCGACAUAAUCCUCCAUCUGUGCCAAAUCGAGGAGACAUGUCUGCAGACUUUGCAGCACGUGACCAGAUAAGGGGCUCAGAUGCUCGACGAUACAAACAAAAUCUGCGACAGCCAGACCGACGGCGCUCACCAAUAAAAGAUGAAAGGAAUCCAGGUGUCAGUGGUCACCGAACGAGUAGUGAAUCAGUGCCAGUGACGGCAAGACAGCGACAUCCUUCGCUCGACAAACCCUUACCCAGCAACCCUGACGCAUUGCCUCAUCAUCCUGGACCUGUGAAAUCUGGCCUAGAUGGCGGACAGUUGUCCGGCCAUUUAGCUAGACCUGUUCCAGUGAGACAAUACGAUUCAGCUCCUGCUGAUCCAAUUCAGCAAUCUGCCGGGCUAAAUGAGAAGAAAGGAUCCGGCAAGGUAACGCUGCACGAGCUUGAGGAUUUGAGGCAAAAGACGCAUAGAAACCCAAAUGACUCUGCCAUGCAAUUGGUUCUGGCUCAGAAGCUUGUGGAAGCUGCUGAGGUGCUCGUGGACGACCGCGCGGAUCUCAAUACAAAGAAACGAAACCGAGACCGAUAUCAAUCGGACGCUCUGAGAAUUGUUAAGAAGCUCUCUGCCGUUAGCUAUGCGGAUGCAGACUUCUACUACGGUGAUUGCUACAGCCGGGGCGCCCUCGGCCUGCAACCCGAUAUCAGGGAAGCUUUCGUGCUGUAUCAGAAGGCUGCUAAGGCGAAUCACGCACAAGCAGCCUACAGGGUUGCUGUUUGCUGCGAGCUCGGACAAGAAGAGGGUGGAGGCACAAAACGUGAUGCUGUCAAAGCCAUGCAAUGGUACCGGCGAGCAGCAGCUCUGGGUGACGUGGCCGCAAUGUACAAGUUGGGAGUGAUAUUAUUAAAAGGACUCUUGGGUCAACCAAGAAACCCCUCGGAAGGCAUUUCUUUUCUGAAACAAGCUGCUGACCGAGCAGACAAAGAGAAUCCGCACGCUCUCCACGAGCUAGCAUUACUGCACGAAAAGUCGACAGGCACUGACAGCAUCAGACAAGACGAAGCAUAUUCUCGCCAAUUGUUCACUCAAGCAGCCAAUCUCGGCUACAAAUUCUCCCAGUUCCGUCUUGGCUGCGCCUACGAAUAUGGUGCUUUGAGCUGUCCCGUAGAUCCUCGCCAGAGCAUCGCAUGGUACAGCAAAGCCGCAGUCCAGGAGGAACACCAAAGUGAACUUGCUCUGAGUGGCUGGUAUCUCACAGGAUCGGACGGCAUCUUGCAGCAAAGCGACACUGAGGCUUACUUGUGGGCACGAAAGGCUGCUCAAGCUGGCUUGGCAAAGGCAGAGUACGCAAUGGGAUACUUCACUGAGGUCGGUAUUGGAGCCCCCGCGAAUUUAGAGGACGCUAAACGAUGGUAUUGGAAAUCUGCCUCACAAAACUUCCCUAAGGCUAGGGAUCGUCUAGAAGAUCUCAGGAAGGGUGGUGGUCCGAAACAGAAAGCGAGAGUAUCGCGCUCCAACAUGCGCAAGCAAUCAGACGGUGAGUGUACCGUCAUGUAA